Molecule: messenger RNA, 1029 nt
Organism: Zalophus californianus (California sea lion)
Lineage: Eukaryota; Metazoa; Chordata; Mammalia; Carnivora; Otariidae
Product: olfactory receptor 2L8-like
Exons: 1
Coding region: 54-992 (312 amino acids)
Biological process (GO): G protein-coupled receptor signaling pathway
Cellular component (GO): membrane
Molecular function (GO): G protein-coupled receptor activity; olfactory receptor activity
Source: RefSeq, a predicted model, not a curated record
UUUAUGUAUUAUAUGUGUUUUUCUCUUCUUUCAGGGGAACCAAAGAAUAGAAUAUGGAAAAUUACAACCAAACAUUAACUGAUUUCCUUUUAUUGGGGUUAUUUCCACCAUCAAGUAUUGGCCUCUUUCUUUUCAUUCUCAUUGCACUUAUUUUCUUAAUGGCUCUUUUUGGCAAUCUGUCCAUGAUCAUCCUUAUCCUCUUGGAUACCCAUCUCCACACACCCAUGUAUUUUCUACUUAGUCAGCUCUCCCUCAUGGACCUGAACUACAUUUCCACCAUUGUCCCCAAGAUGGCUUCCAAUUAUCUCUUUGGAAACAAGUCUAUCUCACUUAUUGGAUGUGGGGUUCAGAGCUUUUUGUUCUUGACUUUAGCAGUUGCAGAAGCACUACUCUUGACAUCUAUGGCCUAUGAUCGUUAUGUGGCUAUUUGUUUUCCUCUUCACUAUUCCAUUCACAUGAACAAAAAAGUGUGUGUGCUAAUGAUAAUGGGAUCAUGGACAAUAGGGUCUAUCAACUCCUGUGCCCACACUGUAUAUGCCCUCCACAUCCCUUAUUGCCAAUCCAGAGCCAUCAACCAUUUCUUCUGUGAUGUCCCUGCCAUGUUGACUCUUGCCUGCAUGGACACCUGGGUCUAUGAGUAUACAGUCUUUGUAAGCACCACACUCUUGAUUGUGUUUCCUUUCAUUGGCAUUGCAUGUUCCUAUGGCCACGUUCUCUUUGCCAUCUGCCACAUGCAGUCAACAGAGGGAAGGAAGAAGGCCUAUUCAACCUGCAGCACCCACCUCACUGUGGUGACUUUCUACUAUGCACCCUUUGCUUACACUUAUCUACGCCCAAGAUCCCUCCGAUCUCCAACAGAGGACAAGGCUCUGGCUGUCUUCUACACCAUCCUGACCCCAAUGCUCAACCCCAUCAUCUACAGCCUGAGAAACAAAGAGGUGAUAGAGGCCCUGAGAAGAGUGAUUCAGAAGCUGUGCUCUGUAAAAAUGUAGAGGAAGUUCUCAUUAGUCCCGCAGCCUCAGAAGUAGA